GCAUGCGCGGCUGCUGGCGCCCAGCCCCGCCCCCCCAGGUUGUGUGAGGGGACGCGGUGCGGCGGCGGCCGCUCUCCCGGGGCACGGCAGGUGCUGUAGGCAUAGAAAAGGCCAAAGCAUCCAGGUAGCCUUUCGACAUCCCUAUUCAGAAGCCUGCAUCUUCUGUUAAUUGUGAAGACUGGAAUCCAAAGAACUGGAACAUCUUGGUGGUGUUGCCAGUAGAAUAGUAUUAGGUAUGGCUUACUUGCUGGUGGGAACAAUGAAAGCAAAUGUAUUUGUGUAGAUGUGAGCCUUACUUUGAGACUGUCAAGGUUUCGUAUGAUGAGGCUUUUAUUAUGGCCAGUGAUCCCUUGGAAGGCUUUCAUGAAGUGAACCUCGCUUCGCCUACUACACCAGAUCUUCUUGGAGUAAAUGAGCCAGGGACUCAGGAACAAACUACCUCACCCAGUGUUAUCUACCGACCACAUCCUUCUGUUGUGUCCUCCACACCAAUCCAACCCAAUGCAUUAAAUGUUUCUGAUCUUCCCACACAGCCUGUUUAUUCAUCUCCCAGACAACUGAAUUGUGGGGAAGUAUCAGGUGUCAGCAUCAGUGUUACUGACACAGUACUUUGUUCUACCUCUGGACCCCAGAGUGGGUCAUUCAAUCACAAUAAUUCCAGAAAGGAGAGCAAUAACGUAGAGAGAGAGUUUUUGCAGGGUGCUACAGUAGCAGAUGUUGCUGAAGGAAAUGAAGAUAUUUUUGGGUUGAGUACAGACAGUUUAUCUCACUUACGGAGCCCAUCUGUACUGGAAGUAAGAGAAAAGGGCUAUGAACGGUUGAAAGAAGAACUUGCAAAAGCUCAGAGGGAGCUGAAGUUAAAAGAUGAAGAAUGUGAAAGGCUUUCUAAAGUGCGAGAUCAACUUGGACAGGAAUUGGAAGAACUUACAGCUAGUCUGUUUGAGGAAGCACACAAAAUGGUUAAAGAAGCUAAUGUCAAACAAGCUGCAGCAGAAAAACAGUUAAAAGAAGCACAAGGAAAGAUUGAUGUCCUCCAGGCCGAAGUAGCAGCACUGAAAACACUAGUACUGUCUACUUCACCAACAUCUCCAACUAAAGAGUUUCAGUCUAGUGGAAAAGCUCCUUUUAAGAAAGGCCAUGCAAGAAACAAGAGUACAAGCAGUGCUAUGGGUGGCAGUCAUCAGGACCUUACCGUGAUGCAGCCAAUUGUAAAAGACUGUAAGGAGGCUGACCUGUCUUUGUACAAUGAAUUCAGAUCUUGGAAGGAUGAGCCUACUAUGGACAGAACAUGUCCUUUCUUGGACAAAAUUUAUCGGGAAGAUAUUUUUCCAUGUUUAACCUUCUCAAAAAGUGAGUUGGCUUCAGCUGUUCUGGAAGCUGUUGAAAACAACACUCUGAGCAUUGAACCUGUUGGCUUGCAACCUGUUCGAUUUGUGAAAGCUUCUGCAGUUGAAUGUGGCGGACCAAAAAAAUGUGCUCUCAGUGGACAAAGUAAGUCAUGUAAGCAUCGAAUCAAAUUAGGAGAUUCAAGCAGUUAUUACUACAUUUCUCCUUUCUGUCGUUACAGGUGGAUCAGAUGUUCUGGGAAGUUAUGCAGCUGAGAAGAGAGAUGUCACUAGCAAAACUUGGCUAUUACAAGGAAGAGCUCUAAAUCUUUUUACUCUUGCGCAUGCAUGAACUUCAUUGAAUAUAUAUAACUAAAAUUGCUGAAUCUUUCUUUUUGUCACUUGAUAUUUAUUUCCACAAAGUGGGUCCAAGAUCUUUAUCCUUUUGCAGAUGGCACUAAGAAGUACUUUGAUUGUUUUAAACUGACUUAUGCUGUAUAUGCAUACAUAUAAUACUUAGUUGAACAAAUGUGGUAAGCACUUGCAGGUGUAUUAGUGAUUGUAAUUUACAUUUAAAAACAGAACUUCUGAUUAAAGUGUUAGUCUGAA
This is a messenger RNA of Pezoporus flaviventris, 1934 nucleotides long. Its product is annotated as rab-3A-interacting protein. The transcript has 11 exons. Bases 270 to 1601 code for a protein of 443 amino acids. Gene Ontology annotation, cellular component: Golgi to plasma membrane transport vesicle. Gene Ontology annotation, molecular function: guanyl-nucleotide exchange factor activity. Gene Ontology annotation, biological process: exocytosis. The record is from RefSeq and is a predicted model, not a curated record. Lineage: Eukaryota; Metazoa; Chordata; Aves; Psittaciformes; Psittacidae.